CAAACCUUUUACGUCAAGCCAGACAGGAAGAGGGAAAGAAAAAUCUGAUGGCACGAUAGCCGGUUGCUCGCAUCCCACCGAAAGAAAUGCACACCCGCUCCUCUCGCCCAUGGACGCGCUAUCCUGCUGAAGCAGAGCUGAUCUUAUGGCAGUCAUCAUCAUCAUCAUCAGCCCGCCUUGUACCAAACUGAAUCAGUGUGCGUGAAAAAUAAUAACUCGACGAGAGGAAGGGAGAUGAAAAGCCAACAACGACCAUCAUUGCUCGCCUUAUCUGCGCUCCUGCUCUGCACGUUACACCAGGCAGCUGUGUCCAGCAGCAGCACGAGCAGCUCAGCAUCAUCAACAUCAUCAUCAUCAACAGCAGCAGCAGCAGCAGCAGCAUCAGCAACAUCCCCAUCAGAGGUGACAGGCAGGGAUAAUCUGGGGACGCCCCAUAACUGGCUAAAACAGACUAACAUCAGUUUCAACUAUGGCAAUCAAAGCCACGAAAGUAGGCCAUCACCAAAGCUAAAAGAGGCGUCAGGCCAUGUGAAUCGCUUCUCGUUCAACACCAGCAGAGGCAACACUACUACUGUGAUAUCUGAAAGGGCUGGCAGAGCAAGCUGGGGCUCAGAGAAAGGGGUGUCACCGCUGUGUGCCUACCGUAUGAUCGAGGGAGGCAUCGGGGGGCAGCUCUGCUUUCGACAAACACUGUUUGGGUACAAGUGUCACAAGGGAGACUGCAGAACUGUGGUGUCUUUGGGGAACCUUGUGGCAAAUAUUCUUAUCAAUGGCAGUGUACUGUUACAGUGGUCCCAUGAGGGAGAGUCCACGAUGACCGGAGGGCUGGACGUCAAGACCGCAGUUGGACAGAUGAGCGGCGGGGACUCUGGGACAAAUUUAACAAGAGAGGAAACUCUAAAGUCUCACACUGUUUUCGGUGUUGGUCGCCGUCACAGACGGGGAGGAUACGAGUUGAGCUGCUGGUGGAAUGGGAGCUAUACUCAGUUUGAGUGUGCCGGUGUCCAUCUCGGAUCCGGCUGCAGGGACUUUCUCCUGACCGACCUGCAUGAGAACAUCCCGUACCGCAUCUGCCUACGCUCCCUGGUCCGUUCAGAUCCAGCUCAGAGGGCAGACCAGAGGGACUGCGUAGAGUUUACUCUGCCGCCGUCCGGGAUGCAGGACAUUGUGAUCGCCAUGACAACGGUGGGGGGAGCCAUUUGCGUGAUGCUGGUCAUCAUCUGCUUGCUGGUGGCAUAUAUCACAGAAAACAUCAUGAGCCCCACGACACAGCACUCAUACUCCUACCGCACUCACUCCCGCCACUGAGGUUACACUAAAAAAAAAAGAUGCACUGCUAAAUGAAUAAAAGGGCCUACAUUUAACGUCCAUCAUGACCAUAUCUAAUCUCACAAUCAUCGUCAGUCAUUGUCAAUAAUUAUUUUUCAAUUAGCCACAUAAUAUGUCAUGUGAAUAUGAAUCGAAGCACAAUCUAGUGUGGCUCUAGUGAAAGAAACGCAAAUAACAUGCCUUGUCAACCUCUGCGAGGAUGCACUGAACCAAAAGUACUGAUAAUCUAAAUUUAGUAAACAGUAGUUUACUGUGUAAUUUUUCUGUUUAGGGGUUGUCUGUGAUUGAGUCUGUCAAUCUGUAUGCUGGCAGCAUUUAUACAGCAAUACAAUUAAUGAAAUGCUUCAAGUACAUCAGAAACAGAGUUGGGGUUUUUUUUUUUGCUAAAUGUGCAGCCUGUGAAAGUGUCCAUAUUGAUUGUGUCCUUGCUGGGGCACAGGAAAAUAAACCUUUAUUGAAUUACUUUUUUCCACUUGACUAGUUUUGCUUUUAGGUCUGCAUAUGUAUUUGUACCAUUUUGUGAAGGGCAAUACAAUCUGGUGUACAAUCUCCAAAUACUGUGCCAAACAUCUUGAGUUAUAAUGCCUUUAUGUCCUGCUGUCAGUGAAUAAAGUACCAUGAGGUCAUUUGUAA
Molecule: messenger RNA, 1962 nt
Organism: Thunnus maccoyii (southern bluefin tuna)
Lineage: Eukaryota; Metazoa; Chordata; Actinopteri; Scombriformes; Scombridae
Gene: fndc10
Product: fibronectin type III domain containing 10
Exons: 2
Coding region: 235-1308 (357 amino acids)
Source: RefSeq, a predicted model, not a curated record